GUCCAGAACGUGGACAUCACUUGUGGCACUACUCGUAGACGGCGUGGUAGUCAGUACAUCAGACGAAGACGUCAGACACAACAGGCAUCCAUUCUGUUGUCAUUUGAUAUAAAACUUAAAUGGAAAACACUUGGGAAUUCUAGCUUGGAUACUUAUAAUCGCUUUGAUACUCUUGCUAAAGGUCUGGGGUCAAUUAUAGAGAAUAGAGCAAGAUCAGGAUCAUUAGAUGUUCCUAUGUCUUCCCUGGAUACUGAUUCCUUGCAGUUUGGGCAACUCGGAAUACGGUGUGAGCCAGGCAGAUAUCCUCGUCUUACCACCAUUUCAUGCGCAUCGUGUCCAUUGGGAUCCACGUACGAUUCUACGGUUAAGAAGUGUGUCCUUUGCCCUAAAGGAAUGUUCCGCGACGAUGAAGACCAUGUGACUUGUUCAUCAUGUCCCCUGGGAAUGUCGACACCCUCCAAUGGAACUGUCAACUCUACCGAAUGUCGUCCAAUUUGUAAGAAAGGUUAUUACUCCCUGGAUGGAAUAGAACCAUGUACUCCCUGUUCUCGACUGGAGUACGGCCCCAGCACCUUGGCAACCAAAUGUGAAAAAUGUGAAAGGGGCAUGAUGACCAAUUCAUCCGCAAGUACACAAGCUUUAGACUGCUUAGCCUUUGAUGUUGCAAUCCGUGGCGGCGCUCACUCAACAACAGUGGGCAGUAUUUCAAGCGACCUUGUUAGUUUCACCUUAGCAUCAUGGGUCAAACUUUCAAAGUUUGACGACAUCAGUUUACAACUGUCUGUAAAGAAAGAAGCGCAAGAAAUCUUCGUCGACGUAGGACAGAGUGUCAACAUUACCUUACACAGCUCUCUGAGAUCCAGUGGUGUAACAAUCAAAAGGGGAGUCUGGCAACAUAUAGUUGUAGUUUGGGAUGCAGUCUCUACUACAUUAAAACUGUUUGUCCAGGGUACUGAGCAAUUUACGUCACAACUGACGUCAGUUACCGCCGGGAUAACAACAAUACCUUCUGGGUCAGACUUGUCUUUGUCAUUUAAAGGCCCUUCAUCCACAGCUGGACACAUUUCCGGUCUUUUAUUGAAAACCACCGUUUUGUCCGGCAACGCUAUAAAGACGUUAGCAGCGACCUGCUACACCAGUCAAACUGGAGCGCUCUACAUGGACCACUUCUUACAGACAUAUGUCGAGGGGCUGGACCUCGUUACACCGAGUACAUGUGACGCAAAAGACGACUGCAUCCUAGAUCCAUGUAAUGGUCACAAGUGUAUCGAUGGACUAAACACGUUCACCUGUCAGUGUUCUGAUGGGUACACAGGAAAUACAUGUCAAAUUCCUCCAGACUACUGUAAGAACCACAAGUGUGAACACGGCGCCACCUGCCACAACCUGCUGACCAAUUACACUUGUUCAUGUUUGACUGGAUUUAAGGGACAGUUCUGCGAAUCAAAGAUAGUGGACGGUGGAUACGGCCAAUGGGGAGACUGGUCGAUUUGUUCUAAAUCAUGUGAAGGAGGACAAAUGGUCAGGAAUCGCGUGUGUGACAGUCCCGCUCCGGACCCUGAUGGCAAGCCAUGCACAGGUCAAGCAAACGAGACGGAAGCAUGCAAUGUAAAACCCUGCCCAGUUUGUCCACACCCGCCGCGGUCCUAUGGAUCACACAUGUCAUGCAAUAGAUCCAGCGAUCUUUUAUCCUGUAGUGUGAGCUGUCGAGAUGGAAUGUGGUUUACGCCAGGAUUCACUCCCCUUGAAGAGUAUAAAUGUGGAAAGGAAACGGCGUACCAGUGGAAUGGCAAGCCCCCUUCCUGUUCAAAUGUGUACACUCCGGAGCUGCUUGAAACCUCGACUACAAUACAAUACAACUCAGUCACGCCAUGCCAUGAGCCUGAAAAGUUCAAAGACGCACUUGUGAAGAAGUCCAGGGAAAAGCUUCAAUGUUCCCAUAACCAGACAUGUGAGAUAGAUGUCACGAUUGAAGGUUGUUCCGGUGACCGGUCGAAGCGUUCAUUGAGUGGUGUAAAAGCGAUCAUCACUCUCCGAGUGCCACUUGUAAAGGGCAAUAAUCUUGAUAUGGAAAACCUUGUCAAGACAAACGCAGUGAGUCCUGCUAUGAUGAAGUUACUACAAUCCGUUGCUGACCUGGAGACGUCGGUCCGCCAGUUGAACAGCACGCGGGAUAUUUUGACGUUUAAUGUGGACGGUAACGUGUACAAUGUCCUCACAAUAGUGUCCACCGGCAGCGUGAGAUGCGACAAGGGCAAGGUCAGACUGGAGGCUUUGUGUGUCGACUGCCCACAAGGCACCUUCAGCUCAGGUCGUGACAGUUGUCUCCCUUGUAAGUACGGGACAUACCAGGACCUGACGGGAUCUGAAGCUUGUAAGAAAUGCCCCAAGGGGGUGUCGACAGAGUUCAUAGGAUCUGUUUCGGAGGCUGACUGUUCUGUUGCCGUGCCCAUUGAAGAUGGUGUUAAUUCCGACGAGGAUGACAGCGGUGACAGUUUGGGGAUCAUCAUUGGUUGUACAGUCGCCGCCGUGGUACUUUGUGGAGUCGUUUUGGGAAUCGGUAUACGGUUUCACCUGAGAUCGAAGGCAAGGAAAACAAAGAUGGGGAGUUUCGCCAGUAUGAAUAUGGUCCACGGUGAGAAGCCACCUACAAACACGUUUUUGACCUGACGAAAUGCCGUUCUCUGUGGAAAAAAACUGCGCCACAAAACUCAGUGAAAAUGUGAUAUAUACUAUAGCUGUGAUAUCUUGUUUGAUUCGUCCCUUUCAAUUAUACUGUAUUAUAGUAUAAAGUUUAUUCAGUUUGUUACUAGUAUUAUCAUCAUAUUGUUUAUUCUGUUUUUGAUGUGAAUUAUAUAUAACAUAUUUAUAUUGGCUAUGACUAU
Mizuhopecten yessoensis (Yesso scallop) is the source of this 2885-nucleotide messenger RNA. Its product is annotated as signal peptide, CUB and EGF-like domain-containing protein 1. Bases 235 to 2670 code for a protein of 811 amino acids. The transcript has 16 exons. Gene Ontology annotation, biological process: signal transduction. Gene Ontology annotation, cellular component: cell surface. Lineage: Eukaryota; Metazoa; Mollusca; Bivalvia; Pectinida; Pectinidae. Gene Ontology annotation, molecular function: calcium ion binding. The record is from RefSeq and is a predicted model, not a curated record.